GUGCGUAAUUGGAGAGUUGGAGAGAAAGUCGUCAGUUUUCCAUGCUGAGUCAAAAUCUGACUCUUUUUCGGGGGUUUUGCGCAACCUUUUCCUCUUGGGUUUUCAAGUUUUUCUAAACUAAGAUUUGUAAACUGAGUUAUCUCUAGUCGUCUACGUGUAGUUAUUGGAUUUUUCCUCAACUGCUGUGACCCUUCCUGACUGUUCAUCUCUGCUGAGAAGCACCUCCUCCUCUCCAGUGGUUUCCACUAGUGCAACGAUAUAAUCUCGAUCAGCAUGACACAUUUUCAGGAUUUGCUCUCCGGUUAAGGUUCCAAAUGCUGCAGUUCUGGACUGAGAUGUUCUCCUGAGUUAAAGUUCAUAUCUUGACGAAGGUUAUCUUAACACCUAACAACACACAAUGGCUUCCACUAUAAUUGUGGAGCAGCAGUUUUCUCACAAAUUCACAGUGACGGUGAUUCGAGCCGAGAGCGUCACCAAGGGAGCACUGGGUGACCUGCUGGACACCCCAGAUCCAUAUGUGGAGCUGUUCGUCCCGACGGCCCCAGAGAGCAGAAAGAGGACCAAGCACAUAGACAACAACAUCAACCCAAAAUGGAACGAGACCUUUCACUUCAUAUUAGACCCCAACCAGCAGAACACCCUGGAGUUAACAUUAAUGGACGCCAAUUAUGUGAUGGAUGAGACACUUGGGACUGCGACCUACGACAUCACCAAGCUCCGCGUAGGCCAGACAAAGAUGGAGCCUUUCCUCAUUGGCAAGGCAACCAAAGUGUACUUAGAGAUGACGCUUGAGAUUUGUACCAAACUGGACCUGCGGUUCAGCCUGGCCCUGUGUGACAAAGAGAAGCAGUUCAGACAGACCCGCCGAGAGAGAGUGAUGCUGGGCAUCAAGAAGCUGCUGGACAUGGAGAAGCCUCGCUUCCUCCCCAGCUCUCCAGAGGAGGUGCCGGUGAUAGCCAUAGCGGGCUCUGGAGGCGGUUUCCGUGCCAUGGUCGGCUUCUCAGGUGUGAUGAAAGCCCUGUUUGAGUCUGGGGUCCUGGAUUGUGCCACAUAUGUCGCCGGCCUCUCUGGAUCAACAUGGUACAUGUCCGCUCUCUACUCCCACCCAGAGUUUCCAAAUAAGGGCCCAAAGGACAUCAACCCGGAGCUGAUGAAGAGAGUUAGCAGUAACCCACUGAAGCUGUUGCUGCCCCAACACAUCACCAACUACAUCCAGGCCCUCUGGACCAAAAAGGCUAAAGGGCAGCCUGUUACCUUUACUGACAUCUUCGGUAUGCUCAUAGGAGAGACGCUUGUACCUGCGAGGAUGGACAUCAAACUGAGUGGCAUCCAGGAGAAAAUAGACCAGGCCCAGAGUCCUCUUCCUCUCUUCACAUGUCUGCACGUCAAGCCAGAUGUUUCAGAGCUCAUGUUUGCAGACUGGGUGGAGUUCAGCCCGUAUGAAAUUGGGAUGGCAAAGUACGGCACCUUCAUGACCCCCGACUUGUUUGGAAGCAAGUUCUUCAUGGGAACCGUUGUCAAGAAAUACGAGGAGAACCCUCUUCAUUUUCUGAUGGGUGUGUGGGGCAGCGCCUUCUCCAUUUUGUUCAACAGAGUGCUGGGAGUCAAAGACACCGUUGGUGGCUCCACCAUGGAGGAGGAGUUAGAGCAGAUCAAACCACAGCACAUCGUCGGAGAAGACAGCCUGGAUAAUGACGACGAGCCACGUAAAGCUGGGACAGAGAAUCAGGAGGCAGAAGACGAGUUCAGUCGCACCGCUCAGGCUAGCUGGGUUCAACGCAUGUUCACAUCGCUCUUCAGUGACUCGUCCUUAUUCAACACAAGAGAGGGCCGGGCCGGGAAGGUGCAUAAUUUCAUGCUAGGCCUGAACCUGAACACCAGCUUCCCGUUCUCUCCGACCAAUGAGGUCAUGAGCCACGCCCAGACACCUGAGGACGAGGUGGACGCCGUCACAGACCCAGAUGAGUUUGAUCGUAUAUACGAGCCUCUGGAUGUGAAGAGCAAGAAGAUCCAUGUAGUGGACAGCGGCCUGACCUACAACCUUCCCUACCCUCUCAUUCUGCGGCCGCAGCGCGGCGUCAACCUCAUCAUCUCCUUCGACUUUUCUGCACGACCCAGCGACUCCAGUCCCCCAUUCAAGGAGCUCCUAUUGGCUGAAAAGUGGGCUCGAAUGAACAAGCUUGCAUUCCCCAAGAUUGACCCCAAAGUCUUUGACCGCGAGGGCCUGAAGGAAUGCUACGUCUUCAAACCAAAAAUAGGCGAAAAGAACUGCCCGACUGUCAUCCACUUUGUCCUGGUCAACAUCAACUUCAGGAAAUUCAAGGCACCUGGUGUUCCCAGAGAGACUGAGCUGGAGAAGGAUUUGGCUGAUUUUGACAUCUUUGAUGACCCAGAGUCACCAUUCUCCACUUUUAACUUCCAGUACUCCAACGAGGCCUUCACCCGACUCCAUGACCUCAUGGAGUUCAACACACUCAACAAUCUGGAGGUGAUUAAAGAAGCCAUCAAGGACUGCAUCGUGUCCCGGAAGGAGAAUCCCUCGAGCAUCUCCCGUCCCUUCUCCCUCAGUGCGAUCCCGAAAAAGAAGUUUCCCAAGAGAGAUCCUCGGGCAAAACCCUGGAACCUCCUGGAAAACGAUAACCAGUAGCCUGAUCUAAGACUUUGGAUAAAGUGGACUUUAGGGAUUUUUUUCUAGAUUCAGUCUUAAAGUAAAACAUUUUCUUUUUGGAAAAUGUCAUCGUGUUGAUCUCCUUUCUGUACCCUUUUAAUUAUACUUUUAAUUUUGUAAAGAACUUUAACGUUUACUGGUAAAAGCCUUAUGAUUGCAUUCAUAUACAACACAGUGAGAAUUUUCAUCUGGCUUUAUUUGCACGAUUGUGACUGCUGGGAAGACUGUUGGUGUUUGAAACCACUGAUGUCCGCUUUUCCCUGCUGGCCGUGAGAAAGACUGGAUGUUGAAAAUCAACACUUAGUAAACACUGCAGUGUGUCUGGAUUGUUACAGCUCACAUCUGGCUCCAUCACAAACAACUGGAUUAGUUAGUUAGUUAGUUAGUUAUCUCUUAGUUCUUCAUGUGUGAAAGAAAAGUCCACUUCAGAUGCAUGUGUUCAUUCACUUCACUUAAAUGCAUCAUCAGAAGUGUCCACUCCAGUUGCAACAGUCUCGACUCAUGUGGACACCUCUUGGUUUUCAGUUCAUGCUUCCUAGCAGAGCUGCAUUUGCAUCUUAUCUAUGACUUUUCAUUCAGCCAUGGAGCUUUGUGAAUGAACUGUUUGUCAGCUGAACUCUUUCCAUAUUGACUCCAGAACAUGCAAAUCACAAUGUUUUUUUUUUUAUGCCGGAUGGCUCGUCUAAACAUGUAAUCCUGUUUGGAAACACGGAAGAGGAACCUGUAACCAUUGGUUUUGUUUGAUGGCAACUCCUAAACACGCCAAGUGCACCCCCUCUGGAUACCUCAAACAUCUCAAUGAUGCUUACCCACCUACUUAGAAGUAGCACUCCCUGCUCCCCUGUAGGGAGUGUCUCAUAUUAAAGCCACCAUUUUUGAAAAACAAAACUUGAUGCCAUAGAAACGGCCCCGCUUCUAUUCUCCCUCUGUCUCUCUUUAUAUCUCUAGGUGUGUUUAUUUUCCUGAUCAUGUUUUUUCAGGCUGCCUUUUAGAUACAGCCACAGUUUUUUUUUUUUCUCUGCAUCUUUGCUCCUUCAACAAACUCAACUCGCUACAGGACGCCUCCAACUCCCCCGUACAAUGAGGUGGAGCUUGGGUCAGGAUCAGGAGACCCGCUCGCAGCUGAAAACGGUGGCUCUCUGCCGCAUACAGUGGAAUUUUACACACUACACCUACACCUGCAGCAGGGGAGGCCUAGAAUCUGACAUACUACACCACCUAUACCUGCAGGGGCCCAAAGGCUGCACACAGAGCAGUGGAAUUUUACACUGAAGCAUUUCCAACCCCUAUACGCUCAUGUUUCAGCCCCGCUGGUUUGGAAGAAACUGAGAAAACUGAGAAAACACAAAAAAAAGUGUUCAUGACCCACAAACAUUUGCAAAUGCCUUUAUGUUGAUUUGUUUUAGCAGGUCUUUGUGUCCGUUUUUGCAUGUUUUCUGCAGUUUCUGUCUUAUGUCUUCUUUAAAGAAAUAGUUUGUGGAAUAAGUUUAUUCACUUUUGUUUAUUUGACACCACUCUUAUAUCUGUCUGUUACAUGUAGAGUCAUGGCCUGGUCUCUGUUCUACCAGUUUUUGUAACGGUUUGUUUCUAAACCUAAUGGCUGGUGGUUAGCUGGAGUCUAUUGACAGACCUGCCUUUAGGCCUAUAUGUCUCAUUGCGUGUGUGGUUUGAGCUAAGACACACCCACACAACAUGGCUGGGGUAAAACAAAGAAGAAGAACAAUGGGGGAAGGCAGCAGAUCUAGCCUAAGCCUCUCAUUAAGGUGAAAUGAUUGCACCUGAAUGCGGCUGUUCCUUUCCAGGCAGGAUUGUGCCUCAGGUGUGAUCAUUUCUUUUUGAUUUUAUUUAACCAUUAUUAAGCCAGGAUAGUCCCAUUGGCAUUUAAAAUCUCUUUUCCAAGGGAGUCCUGGCCAAGAUGGCUGCAUAAAAGUGUCCCACAUAAAAGCACAAAUAACAAAACAGCAAAAAGUCAUUAACAACAUAAAAAUCUCACAUAAAAGAGACAAUUAACCGACUUAAAACAAACAGCAAAUUGCACCAAACGAUGACUAGCAGGGUUCAGUAACAGGAUGUAUACAUUCAGUGUUCAAAUGGUCCUUAAUCCUGUUUUUAUAAUAUUCAUGCUUAGAAAAUAAUCUAGUUUAAAGUGUCUCUGUGGCUCACAUCAAAGAGAGCGGGUUCGAGGAACGACGUACAUAAUUUGUCCGCAUGACGGAAGAUUGCAGCUACUGAUAGUCAGUAAAGAACAUAGAUGAGGAGGCAGUUUGUGCAAUAUGACCUUAUAAAGAAAAAUGUGGUUGUAUAAGGAGGACAAACCAACUUACUCAUACAAACUGCAAUGAUGUGUGCGGAAACCUGAGUCAGAGACAAAUCGCAACGCAGCAUGAUAUACUGAAUCCAACAUUCAUCAUCAAAGACGAUGAACUAGCAUGCAUAUAUAAAAUAUCAUCACAAUCAAUUGCUGGUAAAAACGUCGCUUGAAUUAAUUUUUUCCUUGCACCAAAAGAAAAAUAGCAUUUGUUUCUAUGACAGAAACCUAACCUAACAAAGUUGUGAUCAUGUAAUCUUUUGAUGUAGGCUACAUAUUGUUAUACUUUGAGACAGUCAGGCUAGCUGUCUCCCCUCGUAUUUAGUCUUUAAGCUAAGCUAACCGGCAGCUGGUUGUAGCCUUAUAUGUAAAAGACAGAAAUGAGAGUGGUAUCAAUCUUUCCAUCUAGGUUCAUUUACAAAACAACGCAGCAAAACUACGGUACUUUGCUAGGUUUAGGCAACAAAACUACUUGGUUAGGUUUAGUAAAAUAACAUUAUGGUUUGGCUUAAAAUGACUACGAAAUUGAAACAAAACAAAACAAAAACACAACAAAACUACUUGUAUAAGUUUAGUAAAAAUGUUGACUUUUAGUUUCACAUGGGACACGAACACCGGUCUUCUGGGCAAAAUUCCAGCGUUUGUUGAUCUCUCCACCUGUGCAGACUACAAACGUAUUUGUGAUAUGUCAAAACAAACGUAAUCCGCAACAAAAAAGAUUUGCCUCGAAACGUAAUUCACAAUGCAGUUUAGUUGUAUGGAAAUUUAAUUUUUAGGUGACCAGGCUGCUGUGAGCUAUGUUACACUUUUAUUUUUGGUUAGUUCAUUUAAAAAGCAUACACGAGCUGUAGCAAUUGUAUUUUCUAAUAUUUGUUUUCAUAUUAAAUUUUUAUGAUCUCUGACAAUGUUUACAAAUGUUUAAGAUGCUAAGCGGUCAGUUCUCGGGAAUCAAGACGUGUUCAUAAAUACUCCUGUGAUCAUUAACUGUUUGUAUUAUAACUGGCAAAGCACGACAUACAUAAUGUUUAUGUGCAUCGUAAAGAAAGGACGAUAAUAAAAGAGAGAAUUCA
This is a messenger RNA of Sebastes umbrosus (honeycomb rockfish), 6046 nucleotides long. RefSeq names its product phospholipase A2, group IVAb (cytosolic, calcium-dependent) (gene pla2g4ab). Gene Ontology annotation, cellular component: cytosol; Golgi apparatus; nucleus. Bases 398 to 2647 code for a protein of 749 amino acids. Lineage: Eukaryota; Metazoa; Chordata; Actinopteri; Perciformes; Sebastidae. Gene Ontology annotation, biological process: glycerophospholipid catabolic process. Gene Ontology annotation, molecular function: calcium ion binding; calcium-dependent phospholipid binding. The transcript is spliced from 19 exons. The record is from RefSeq and is a predicted model, not a curated record.